Molecule: messenger RNA, 535 nt
Organism: Aspergillus pseudotamarii
Lineage: Eukaryota; Fungi; Ascomycota; Eurotiomycetes; Eurotiales; Aspergillaceae
Exons: 1
Coding region: 114-383 (89 amino acids)
Source: RefSeq, a predicted model, not a curated record
AUCAACCAUUUAGUCGUCCAGUGAGGCCAAAAGGAAGGACAAGAAGCGCCGAAGCUCUGUCCUCUGCUGACAACAAGAAGCUAAAACUAAGGUAUUAACAGAUCAGAUCAACCAUGGCGCGAGAGACCCUUCAUCGCAUCAUGGGCCGAGCCUGGAUUCAAGGCCAAUCGCACUGUUGUGUUGUCGGAGGGUGCUCUGCUCAGAGACCGGAGAAGAGUAAGAGAGAAAAUAGCAAAAAAAAAGAAAAAAAAAAGGAGAAAUGGAUCGAAGAAUGGAGACAAGGCGGUGGAAUUUAUUCGGUAGAGGAUUGUCUCCCCUGCAGAUCUGGCGGUGGUUUUUGUUGGAGUUCGAAUGAUCCGCAGCCGGACAAAUGCGUGAUCUGAGAUCGGAUCAUCAAGUUGUUCCGGCCUGGACUCUCAAGCACAACUCAUUUGCAUGCAUCAAUCCAACUCGAAAUACACAUAAUGGUAUUGGAACUAUCCUAAAUCCUCUAUACAAGUUGGCGAUGCAAUAGGUGGUAUCACUGCUAUCAAUA